Saccostrea cuccullata (small rock oyster) is the source of this 1443-nucleotide messenger RNA. RefSeq names its product death effector domain-containing protein-like. The record is from RefSeq and is a predicted model, not a curated record. Gene Ontology annotation, biological process: regulation of apoptotic process; extrinsic apoptotic signaling pathway via death domain receptors; apoptotic process. Gene Ontology annotation, cellular component: nucleolus. NCBI's taxonomy places the organism in Eukaryota, Metazoa, Mollusca, Bivalvia, Ostreida, Ostreidae. Bases 1 to 942 code for a protein of 313 amino acids. Gene Ontology annotation, molecular function: protein binding; DNA binding. The transcript is spliced from 4 exons.
AUGGCCGAUGAUCUGAGAGGCUGUUAUACAUUACACGAAAUGUUCACAAUUGUGGGCAGUAGAAUGACUCAAAAGGACAUUAACAUUUUGAAAUAUCUCUACAACGGUAUUAUGCCUCAGAGAAUUAUAGGUCGGGUGAAGGACGGGGUGGAAUUUUUGCUUGGACUGGAAAAAAUGAACAGAGUAGAUGAAACGAACUUCAAAUACGUUGUUGAUUUGCUGAGGAUGAUUUCAAGACAUGAUUUAUUGCAGUAUGUCACUUUAAGGAAACGUAAACCAGUGUGUCCAGAUCCUGUCAAUGAAUAUCUAGAAGAAGCAUCCAGAUUAUCAAACAUACCAACUAACGUCCCAAGGGAAAGAAAGCGAAAAGGGGCGGAACCGUCGGACCAGAAAGACUUCAAAGUCAGAAGGCGGUCACUACACAGGAAAGCUAAGUCUAGGUCUGGGUUUGCUAGUGAACCCACGCCCAGCCCAGGGACUGCUUCCUCUACCUUUGGUCCUGGACCUCUUGUUCUAGAUGACAGUGAUGCAGACCUGACAACAACUACAACAAAAGUUACUUGUGAUAUUCGACUAAGAGUGAGGGCUGAAUACAGCGACCAUGUGACAGCACUCACAGGAAACGUGAACUCCAACAAACCCACUCAGCUAGAGAGACAGUUUGAGAAAUUCAUGCAAGCCACAAACAUUCUAAAGUCCAGGGAUCUGGGAUCCAUUGUGUGUGAUAUCAAAUUUACUGAACUGACAUAUCUGGAUGCUUUCUGGAGAGAUUAUCUGAAUGGAUCUUUAUUAGAAGCACUCAAGGGAGUUUUCAUUACAGAUUCUCUAAAGGAAGCAGUUGGUAAUGAGUCCAUUAAACUGUUAGUCAGUGUGGAUGAAGAUGAUUAUGAAGCUGGAAGGUUGCUGCUUUUAGAAAACAUGAAAAGGUCAAAUCAACAAUAAAAUGUAAACAUUGAUUAUAAAACAUGGAAACACUGGAAUAAUUGUGUUUUUUAGAUUGUUGCAUGAAUCAUGUUUUUUCCCAUCUAAAUGUAUUUUUUUCAUUUACAUGUAUGGAAGACACAGUUGUCAGUAGAAGAAAGCAUAAUGUUUUGAUGUACAGUAUAUGUAUAUGAAAUUCAAUGUAUAUUUUGCAAUAGGAGAAAAGGAUUUAAUUCAUUACUAUGCUCUAAAAUAAGAUUGUUUUUUUUUUCAUUAUGUAUUAUAAUAAUCAUUGUUUUUAUCAUGUUUUCUUAUUAUUUAUGAAAUAAUAUGAUGUUUUUGUAAUAUUUAUAAAUAAACAAGCUUUAAAUUCAAGCUUAUCAAUUUCGAUAAAACAAAUGAGUCGUGCAGUAGCUUAUAAAUACUUAUGUAGACAAAGUUAUGGUAUUCAGCAUAUACAUAUAUGCAAUGUAAGUUUACUAAACUAUAUUGAAAGGAAAGAGAAACGCUGAGUAAAUUGUU